UCCCCUCCAUAUCAUGUGAUUCAGGUGUUCCAAUCCCCUCCCAAUCAUGUGAUUCAGGUGUUCCAAUCCCCUCCAUAUCAUGUGAUUCAGGUGUUCCAAUCCCCUCCAUAUCAUGUGAUUCAGGUGUUCCAAUCCCCUCCAUAUCAUGUGAUUCAGGCGUUCCAAUCCCCUCCAUAUCAUGUGAUUCAGGUGUCCCAAUCCCCUCCAUAUCAUGUGAUUCAGGUGUUCCAAUCCCCUCCAUAUCAUGUGAUUCAGGUGUUCCAAUCCCCUUCAUGGACACAGGUGUAUACAAUCAAGCCCCUAGGCAUGCAGACGGCUUCUACAAACAUUGGUGAAAGAAUGGGUCGCUCUCAGGAGCUC
Molecule: messenger RNA, 360 nt
Organism: Staurois parvus
Lineage: Eukaryota; Metazoa; Chordata; Amphibia; Anura; Ranidae
Source: the annotation of a GenBank genome assembly